Messenger RNA from Rotaria socialis, 1800 nucleotides. The record is from the annotation of a GenBank genome assembly. NCBI's taxonomy places the organism in Eukaryota, Metazoa, Rotifera, Eurotatoria, Philodinida, Philodinidae.
AUGAAUACAAUUGAAGAACUAAGUGAUUGGGACAUUGAUGAAAUGAAGCGACAUGAUAAUGCAAAUGAUGUGUAUUCAUCUGAUGCUGAAUUACGGAAACGAGCUGUGAAAAUAAAACGUGAACCCGGCCAUCGUAUAUUUGUGAAUCGAAGUUUACAAUUAGAUCGAAUAAAAUUCUAUGGCUUUGAUAUGGAUUAUACAUUAGCCUUAUAUAAAUCACCUGCAUUUGAAGAAUUAACAUUUCAAGAAGUAGUUGACUCACUAAUUGAACUUGGUUAUCCUGAGCAAAUUCAAGAUUUUGUUUAUGAUCGAACAUUUCCUUUACGUGGUCUGUGGUAUGAUAAAUUAUAUGGAAAUUUACUUAAAGUAGAUACACAUGGAAAUAUUCUAACUGCUGUUCAUGGUUUCAAAUUUCUUUCUGGACAUGAAGUUCGAGAGUUUUAUCCGAAUAAAUAUAUACAAGUUGAUGAUCGUAUCUAUGUUUAUUAUACACUUUUUAAUCUUCCAGAAAUCUAUCUUAUGGCUUGUUUAAUUGAUUAUUUCUCUAAGGUGGCCACUUAUGCUGAAGAUCGAACAAGUGUUGAAUUUGGAGAAAAUGUUCUUUCAUUUCGUGCAAUUUUUAACGAUGUUCGCAAUUCAGUUGAACGUGUUCAUUAUAAAGGUAAACUCAAAGAAAUGGUUUGUGCAAAUAUUGAAAAUUAUUUUCACAAGGAUGAACAGUUGCCAAUAUUAUUAGAUCGUAUUCGUUCGCAUGGUGCAAAAACAUUUUUAUUAACAAAUAGCGAAUAUUGGUAUACUGAUAAAUUAAUGACUUAUUUAUUAACAUCUGAUAAUAAUGGUCAAAAACGUGAUUGGAAAUCAUAUUUUAGUUAUAUUGUUGUUGAUGCUCAAAAACCAUUGUUUUUUGCCGAAGGGACAACUUUGAGAAUAAUUGAUCCGAAUACUGGUAGUAUGAAAUUAGGUUCCUAUUCUGGGCAAUUACAACAGAAUGAAGUUUAUAGUGGAGGUUCGUGUGAAGUAUUUUCGAAAUUAAUUGGUUCGAUGGGUAAAGAUGUUUUAUAUGUUGGUGAUCAUAUAUUUGGUGAUAUAAUUAAAUCAAAAAAACAAAAAGCAUGGAGAACUAUGCUUGUUAUACCUGAGUUGAAUCAUGAAUUGAAAGUUUUUCACGAGAAACGAGACUUGUUUAAUACGCUAGAAGAAUUAGAUACAUCCAUUAGUGAAUUACUUCGAUCGUUUGAUAUGGCUUCAAAUCAAGGGCCGGAUGCUGUUUCAAAAAUCAAACAUAAAAUACAGCAAUGUACUCAUGAACUUGAUAUGAAUUUUGGUCUUUUGGGUUCUCUAUUUCGAACAGGCUCUCGUCAAACUCAUUUUGCUUCUCAAAUAACAAGAUUCGCAGAUAUAUAUGCUUCUACAGUUGUAAAUCUUGUUUAUUAUCCAUUUUUUUAUUUUUUUCGUGCUGUUCCACAAUUAAUGCCACAUGAAUCAACUGUGGAUCCUGAAGAACCAAUGCACUUUAAAUCAUGGGGCGAUGAAAAAUCUCACCCAGUUUCUUCUGGUCAUCAUCAUUCAACAAUUGAUCAAGUAGUUACAACUGUACCUCGUUUUAAUCAUUCAAUAUCUGCAUCUGCAUCGAUUCAAACUCAUCCUGAUUUACCACUCCAUGUAACGCAUGAUCAUGAUGAUGAUGGUGAUCCAGAUGAUGAAAAUCCAGAUAAAGAUGGUCAAGAUUUAGAAUUCGACCUUCGAUCACGCAUAACAUAUACACCACCCAAACGAAAUACUGAACCAACACAUAAAUAA